Messenger RNA from Patiria miniata (bat star), 5109 nucleotides. Its product is annotated as protein jagged-1b-like. NCBI's taxonomy places the organism in Eukaryota, Metazoa, Echinodermata, Asteroidea, Valvatida, Asterinidae. Gene Ontology annotation, molecular function: Notch binding; calcium ion binding. Bases 744 to 4526 code for a protein of 1260 amino acids. Gene Ontology annotation, cellular component: plasma membrane; protein-containing complex. Gene Ontology annotation, biological process: cell communication; multicellular organism development; Notch signaling pathway. The transcript is spliced from 25 exons. The record is from RefSeq and is a predicted model, not a curated record.
AGUAAUGAAUAAGAUAUAUAUACGAAAAAUACAUCGAUCUGACCAUGGCCAGAAUUGGAUUUACUAGUGUAGUGACUUUACUUCAGCAAAGUCAAUUCUGAAGCUUGAAAAUCGCCGGCCGGCGGGGCCCCGGCCCAUCAGAUAUCUAUAGACUACACACCGGCUUCAACAAAAGGCCCGUUCAUUUUUUUGACAUAGCGCCACCAAUUAUUUUACACAUCACCGCAUGUGUCAUGUGUGUACUGUGUUAUCGUCCCCAUCCCAUUCACACAAUGUGUGCAAACCUGUCAAUCGCGACGUUGAACGUAUUACCGCACGCACGCGUACCGGUACCGUACCGUACACUGCAUGUAUUGCAUGCUCACAUCACAUGGAACAAGUUUAUGAACCUGUCAUUCAUGAUUUAGAUCUAAUUUAGAUGCUAUUGCUAGGAGAAACUAAGUUCAGUCUUUAGUUUUUAAGGAGAGACUCGUCUUCAGCGUGUUACUUUGGAAUAUCCCCAGCACUGCAGCACUCUCGGAUUUCUUUACUCAACAUUUUGUGAAAGUUAUGGGCCUCGGAAGUUGGGCCCCAAGUUGACUCCGCAAACCGACCAAGCAGCCAAGCGUGGGACGGGAAGACUGGGAAUCUUAACCGGUUGCCGCCCCGUCGAUGUCUUGCUCAGGUGCGGCGGUCGUCCAGCAUGAUCUCGUAGAUUUGGCCAGGGCAUGUACUAAGCAUCGGCCGCGGUAUGCUGGCGAGGCAUGGUUGGCUUUCGACGUAGAGGUUUGUUUCUGCUGGUAGUCGUUGGACUACUGCUUGCGUUCAAUCAGGUGCAGCUUUGUCAGGCCUCGGGAUAUAUGGAAGUUGGCAUCCUGUCCAUCGAGAACGAUUCAGGGGAACUUGCCAACGGGGACUGCUGCGAUGGGCCCCGCCUUUCGGAGGAGGAGGACUCCUCCGGCGUCUGCUUGGAUCCUUGCGACACAUUCUUCGAGGGAUGCUUGAGGCAGUAUCAGUCCCGGGCCACCCCGGAGGGACCCUGUACAUUUGGCAGUGGCGAGACGCCGGUGCUCGGAAACAAUUCCUUUCGCAUUCCGUCAGAUGAGGAUGUCGCGGAGGGCAGUGGCUCGCAGAGUAGGCAAGAUGCCGCGACAAUGAUAUUUCCCUUUGAAUUUGGAUGGGUGCAAACAUUUACGUUGAUCAUAUCGGCCUUGGACAAAGAUGACCAAGAAUGCAUAGGUUCCAGCUGCUUGAUAGAGCGUGCCUUCCAUUCCGGCAUCAUUGCCCCGGGCCCCUCGUGGACCACGCUGCGACACAACGGUGCUAACGCCAGGUUUUUGUACAGAAUUCGGGUCCUGUGCGACCUCAACUAUUACGACACCACGUGUGUCAAGUUUUGUCGGUCCCGGGACGACACUUUCGGACAUUACUCCUGCGAUGCCAACGGAGAUAAAGUGUGCCACGAAGGGUGGACGGGUGAAAAUUGCCAAACAGCCAUUUGUAAGCAAGGAUGCGACUCCAUCCAUGGAUAUUGCAGCCAGCCGGGAGAAUGCCUGUGUCGGUACGGCUGGCAAGGGGAGCUAUGUGACCACUGCUCACCCUUCCCGGGCUGCGUCCAUGGCAGCUGCAACUCCCCCUGGCAAUGUAACUGCCAGCAGGAGUGGGGAGGGAUCCUGUGCGACCAAGAUUUUAAUUACUGCGGGAGACGCAAGCCCUGCCUGAACGAUGGAGUGUGCACGAACAGCGGGCCCAAUGAGUUCACCUGUCAGUGCCAGCCCGGGUUCCAUGGGCCGACCUGUGAAGAAGCGGAGCAUCCGUGUGAGAACCAACCAUGUGCUAACGGCGGGACCUGUCUGGUGAUUGGUCAGGGAUUCCAUUGUAUGUGCACUAGGGGAUGGAAAGGAGAUACAUGCGAAGAGAACCUAGAUGACUGCAUCUCUCAGCCAUGUCAGAAUGCAGGAGAAUGUAUCGAUGGAGUCAACAGCUUCAGCUGCUUGUGCACACCUCAGUGGGAGGGUCCCGUCUGCCAGUUUGAUGCCAAUGAGUGCAUGGGUCGGCCCUGCAUGCAUGCCUUUGCCUGCAGGAACAGGAUAGGAGACUACCUGUGUGACUGCCAGCCUGGAUGGACGGGGAGAAACUGCGAUGUCAAUGUGAAUGAUUGCGUGGGUCACUGCAUAAACGGAGCAACCUGCCUGGAUUUGGUGAAUUCCUUCUCCUGUGUCUGUCUGCCGGGAUUCACCGGCAUCGAAUGCGAAAUCAACAUUGACGAGUGCGGCAGCAGCCCUUGCGAGCAUGGUGGAGAAUGCAUCGACCAGGUCGCCGGUUACCAGUGUAAAUGUGCACCAGGAUACUCAGGGACUAACUGUCAGAUUGACGUUGACCUGUGCGACCCCAAUCCCUGUCGCCAUGACUCCCAGUGCUUCAACCUGCUCGGAGACUACUACUGCGCUUGUCCGGACGGAUACCAGGGAAAAAACUGUUCCCAGCCCAAGCAGAUUUGCCACGGACCACAAUGCCAAGUCGUGGAUAGUUGUACAGUAGUUCUACCGGCCAAUGAGAGAGAGGGUGGCAUCUCAGUGGUUCCGUCGAGUGUCUGCGGGCCUCAUGGAACCUGCCUGAGUCAGGGAGCGGACCGCUUUGCUUGCAUCUGUGACCCUGGCUACAUGGGCAUCUACUGUCACGAAAAUAUCAACGACUGCGAGAGCGAUCCCUGUCAGAAUGAAGGCGUAUGCGUGGACGGCCUGGACUCAUUCAGAUGUAUCUGUGCCGAGGGAUGGGAGGGCACCAUAUGCCAACACAACGUGGAUGACUGCGGGCCGUCACCGUGCAGGAACAACGCAACGUGUGUAGACAUGCACGCUGACUUUGCCUGCCAGUGCCCCCACGGAUGGAAAGGCAAGACAUGCAACUCACGAGACAAUCAGUGCGAUGUCAACACAUGUCUCAACGGUGGUACGUGCUACGACUUAGGCCACUCCUUCACCUGUGUCUGCGCCAAUGGCUGGGAAGGAAACUCCUGCCAACUCUCGACCAGUAACCGGUGCGGUGCCAACCAGUGCCAUAAUGGAGCCACGUGUAUUCCUAGCGGGGAUUCCUUCAUCUGUGUCUGCCGGGAAGGAUUUGAAGGCCGGCUCUGUGAAAAGAACACUGAUGACUGUAACCGUAACCCCUGCUUCAAUGGAGGGCGCUGCAUUGAUGGUAUCAACUGGUUCCUGUGCCAGUGUGCUGACGGCUUCACUGGACCUGACUGCCGUAUAAACUUGAAUGAGUGUGCAUCUAACCCCUGUGCUUACGGCAGUACCUGCGUCGAUGGCAUAGGAUCCUAUACCUGCGUAUGCCCGCCUGGCCGUAGUGGUGCAACCUGCUCAGCAGUGAUUGGCAUGGUGCCAACCUGUGUGGUUGACAGACGGGUCUACAGCCAGGGAGAAUCAUGGAAGGAAGACUGCAACACGUGCCACUGUGAGCAGGGCUUGGUCCAAUGCAGCAAGGUGUGGUGCGGACCGCAAACGUGCACAGAGAUGGCGACCUACGAGCAGUACACCAACGAGACCACCGUCACGACCCAGCUGGCCUGCGGCCCCGACGAAUCCUGCCAACUGCUAGACUCCAGCGACUGCCUGACCCCUCCCUGCCAGCCCUGGGGGCGAUGUGUCACCGGUGAGGGCGGGGAGGGUGCCACGGAUCCUAGCCUGCCUGGCCAGGAUGUGGGGAGUGUCUGCCAGGGUGACGGCAGCUGUGCCAGCUUCACACUGACAUUCCAGACGGCGAAACUACCAGCUGGUGUGUCCGUGGAGCACGUUUGUCGCCACCUACGUCAGAUCGCCGGUCUGCAAGCCCACUUUAGACAACACGCUGUGAGGCUGAUGUGCAGCGCUGUCGCUGCAGCAGAUAAACCAGGCCACUAUGAUGUAUAUGUCUCACUGUGGGUGGAAACAUCAGGAGUAGGCAGUGGCCUGGCGGAGGAGAUCGCGGAUGCUCUCAUAGACCACCUCAGGCAACCGAGUACCAGUAGCUCCAUCACGGUGGCUAUCACAACGGUCAACAGACACACUAAGGGUACACCGCAAGAGCCUACCAAACAGGGUCCUGGUGUGAUGUGGCUCCUGGGUUGUCUCACCGGUAUCGUCCUGGUAGUAUUACUGGGCGGUAUCCUCCUCUGGGCCCGCUUCCACUACAUGACCAAAUCCGACGUGGAGCAGGCCCCACCCCAAGCCCCCUCCAGGAAUCAGCCCACUGAGGGGAACCCUGCACAGGACUUGCCUACGAACCUCCGAGCCAUCACAAACUCUGAACGCAGGGACAACCGCGCCCGGGCCAAGGAGGCCUUAGGGAGCAAAGAUCCCCAAGUGACCGUUGCGCUGGUCAAAGAGGAUGACCGCGACUCCACGGACGCUGACCAUCGGGUCAAGCAGUGGCGUCACAAGGACAAAGCGCGCAUCGUCAUGGACAUCUACAAAGCGGAAACGCAAGAAGCGCAGAGAAACAGACUUGAGAUGCACGAAAGAACUAAGAAGAACGCCUCGCAUGUGGAGCUGACAGUGUGCUAGCUGUGGCAGGGGAGGCUUAGGUCUGUGAAGCCUAGAAUGGAAGAAGUCUGCAUGCCAAAAUCAGACAGACGUGGUGGACCAAUGCCUACAAUCUGAAGCCAAGAUACGACCAGUGUCUGUUGGCCAAAUGCUCAGUCAGUGUUGUGCCUCUUGACAAAUCAAGAUGGAAAGAUUUGAAGUCGGGCGAAGGAAUUUGUGAUCUGAAAAGAUCUGCAUCUGUCAAAGAGGGUGUUGGGAUGGACUCCGCGCGGGAAUGGUAGAGGGUGCUAAUUGUCCAUUCACAAGAAUGGGGGUGAAGUGGCUUGCCCAAGGACACAACCAUUUAUGAUGAACAACGUAUGAACGCAACUAUACAAUUAGGGCCUGUGGCACUCUAUGGACUUCGUGAACGAACAGUCGAACAGUAGAGGUACACGCCAUGUGCGCGCGCGUACUGGUUGGCGUGAAUAUUGCACGAAGUAGGCAUGAUAAAUUUUUACUCUGAAUGUGCACAAACCGAUGUAGUGGGGCAGAUAGGGGAAAUAUUUGGGGGGAUGAUUCACUUUGAUGAUUAAACCAUGGCAUUUGGCACACAGUCAGAUUA